CAGCCAGCGCGGCCUCCACCGAUGCGGCAGCUCCAGCGGCUCCAACUCGAUCCAUUCUAAGUCUACCUACCACCCCCCUCCCCUCCAAAAGCCUCGUUUUCCUCUCACCGCUUCUACCUGUGUUUCGAAGGGAAAAAAAAAAACUUCCCCCCCCGUGCAUCUAUCCUCUCUCACCGCUUCACCGCCCCGCACAACCCCCGACCCCCCAGAGGACCCUGAAGGACCCUGACACCAUCCCAUAUCCAUGGCUCCGUCCCUUGCGUCGCCAAUCACAGCCGACGAGGGGUGCACCCCUACAAUUGCUGCAGGAUGUCACCAGCGUCGAACCGGUUACAUAUCCGGCCGUGUGAUCGUCGAAGGACGGGCGGCGCCCACGUUGUCGCUGGCGAACCAAGAGGACCUCUCGGGCACCAAUUGCUCGCCGCGCUGUCACCCGCCGCCCACCGACGAAGAGAAUUUCCCCGAUCCCGCCAAAACGUGGAAUCCCGAUCCCCGAGUCUACUACUCGCGUCGGCUCCAGCAGCAGCGCGCGCUGCACGCAAGACCUGCAAUCCCGCCGGUACUGCCGCCGCGGUUCCCUGCACGGAUUGACCCCGCUUCCCCGCUCGUCUGGAGUGGCCAGGAUCUCGUCGAGCACGAGUAUCUGCGCUCCCUCAGCGCCGACGACAUCGCCGAGAUCGAACACGCCCUCGAGCACUUCAAAGGUCUCAGUCUGCCCAUCGCCGCCGUAGGACGAAAGACCUUUCCACUCCCCGAGCUUGGCCCGAGGAUCAUCUCGCUCUCGAACAAGCUCUACGGCCAGAACAACGGUCGUGGCUUCUUUAUCCUGCGCGGACUCGACCCGAAAAAAUACAGUGCCAGGGACAAUGUCAUCCUCUACGCUGGGAUUGCUAGUUAUGUGGCCGAGAGACGGGGACGGCAGGAUGAAAAGAACAACUAUCUACUCCACCUCACGGACCUUGGAGCGUCCGUGGCUCCAGACAACGUACGACAAGCACCGUACUCCAAUGUUCCGCAACCCUUCCACACCGACACCGCCGACAUCCUCGCGCUAUACACACUCCGCCCCGCCUUCCGCGGCGGGCGCAGCCUCCUCGCGUCCUCCUCCAAAAUCUACAACUCCCUAGCACCGGCGCACAUCGCCACACUAGCAGCCCCGAACUGGGCCUUCGACAGUUUCGGGCGCACGCCCUCUUACACCCUGCGGCCACUGCUGUACUCCGUUCCCUCCGGCACCACGCGGCGGAUCCAGCUCUCCUUCUCGCGGCGGCCAUUGACGGGCUCACCCGUCUCCCCGCGCACGCCCACAAUCCCGUCGCUGACACCUGCGCAGUCCGCCGCGCUGGACACGGUGCACUUCUGUGGCGUCGCGCACGCGCUCUCUGUCGCCCAACAGCCCGGCGACCUGCUGUUCUGGAAUAAUUUCGCGCUGCUGCAUGCCCGCGAGGGGUUUCAGGAUCGUGAGGAGCCCGAGGAGAGGAGGCAUCUCCUCAGGCUGUGGCUGAGAGAUGAUAAAAGGGCGAGGGAGUGGGGGAAUGUGCCCGAAGAGUUGAUGGCGCCGUGGAGGGACGCGUUUGAGGGCGAGGGCGAGAUGGGCGUGGAGAACUGGCCGGUUGAGCCGGUUAGGGAGUUUGCGUUUGUUACGGAGCAGAGGAGGAGUAGUGGGCAUGCGUAAGGGGCUGCGUUGGUGGGUUGGUUGGGGUUGUGGGGUUGCAGAGUUGUUGGGUUGUUCACUUUUGGCGUUUGUCUGCUGUGUCAUGGCUUGCGUUCUUUUCGUUUCUCACUUUCUACUUACUUGGAAUCUUGCAUCUGGCAUCUUGAGGAUAUCACAAUUUCACAAAAGCUAUGGUGGGUAUCAUGUAUGGCGGCAUCACGCAUAACUAUCAGUCGAAUGUAUGAAAACUGUCUACUCUCCGUUUUUCUUUUUUGGUUCAUGGUGGAUGGAGCAGAGGUCGGAGCUGGAAAAGAUUUGGAGGAGCUGGGAUGACUGGGAGACCAGGACGUGCUCGCGGUUGGAGGUAGUUGAAGGUGGUCGUUUAUGUACCUAAUUGUGAACCUAAUUGACUCUAUCAC
Molecule: messenger RNA, 2073 nt
Organism: Tricharina praecox
Lineage: Eukaryota; Fungi; Ascomycota; Pezizomycetes; Pezizales; Pyronemataceae
Exons: 4
Coding region: 245-1675 (476 amino acids)
Molecular function (GO): oxidoreductase activity
Source: RefSeq, a predicted model, not a curated record